ACGCCUGGUUCAUUUCCGGCGGCGCUGGUCUGCGAGUCUGCAGCCGGAUACUGCGAGGAUCACUCUGGUAAAAAUCACUGCUUGUCGUGUCAGCAGCAUGGAGGGAGAGCCCCUGACUGCACUGUGCACUCCUGCCCUGGUGGUGGAUGUGGACAUUGUGAAGAGAAAUGCCCAGAAGAUGAUGGAGCGCUGUCGCAACCUGGGAGUGCAGCUUCGACCGCACAUGAAGACCCACAAAACCCUUGAGUGUGCUGACAUAAUGACAGGUGGAUCACGGAGAUGUAUAGUGGUUUCCACGCUGGCCGAGGCCUGUUUCUAUGCCGACCAUGGAUUUGAUGACAUCCUCUACGCUUACUCUCUGCCCUUUGAUAAGGUGGAGCGCUGUGCUGCCCUGUCCGAGCGUCUCAGUCUCUUCCAGGUGCUGCUGGAUCAUCCCGACGCUCUGGAGCAGCUCAGGAAGAGGCCGCUGAGAGACGGACGGCUGUGGCACGUGUGGCUGAAACUGGACUGCAACAACGGCAGAGCGGGCGUCCUGCACACAGAACCGGAGGCGCUUCAGCUGGCUCGGGCCAUCUCUGAGACGGAGGGGGUGGAGCUGACGGGAGUGUACGCCCACUGCGGGAACACCUACAACUGCAGAGAGGUGGAGCAAAUACAGGCCGUUGCCCAGGAAACCACCACCUUUACCCUGCAGUUCAUGGAGAAACUGAAGGCCGUCGGCAUCAGCUGUAAGUCCAGUAUAGGCUCCACGCCUUCCUGCAGCCAUCCAGUCAAAGACAUGGCACUGCUCAGCGAGGUGCAUCCUGGGAACUACACCUUCUAUGACGUGCAGCAGUCUGUGAUCGGCUCCUGCAGCCUGCAGGACGUGGCCGUGCGGGUUUUGACCAGAGUCAUUGGACACUGUCCGCACAGGAACCAGCUGCUGAUCGACUGUGGCUGGACUGGACUCAGUCUGGACGGAGCUGGAAAACUGCCCACCGGAUACGCCGUGAUUGAAGGACACCCAAACCUCAAGUUGCUGUCCAUGACGCAGGAGCACGGCAGAGUGGAGCCCAUCUCAGGCUCGCUGGACUACAGCAGAUACCCGCUGGGCUGCCUGCUCACUCUGAUCCCCUACCAUGCGUGUGCGACAGCCAUGAUGCACCCGGUCUACCACAUCCACAGUGAGGGCCGCCUGGUGGGGCGCUGGACGCCGACACGUGGCUGGUGACGUCCAGCAGCCAAACGUGUGGGACGUCUCAGUGCGAUUUGUCAUAACGGCUGAUGACACCGAGAAUACGAUAUAAAAUCUUUGCACUCAUGCAAGAAAAUUGUGCUUUUUCAGAUUUUUACGUUCUAUCGAGAGGUUGGAGAAGUGGGUUAGUGACGGCAGGUUUCUGGUUCAAAUCCCUGGACUGGCUGGAAAAAUGAAGGAGAAGAAAAGUGAAUGAAUAAAAGCUCUCAUUUCCCUCAACAGCUACUGCCGAGGUGCCCUUGAGCACGACAGUGGACAGUGGACAGCGACAGUGGUUGCACUGGACAACAUCCUGUGUGUGUGUGUGUGUGUGUGUGUGUGUAAAUGUGUGAAGUUCACUGCUCCAAAAGUUGACAUUCCCUCUAAAAUAAAUAGCAAUAAUUAAGCAAUUAUGUAACCCUCAUAUCAUGAUAAUAAACUUAAAAAAAUGUGUGUUGGCAUUUUAAUUUGUAUGAUUGAAUUGUGCAUGCUGUCUCGCACUUCUGU
Myripristis murdjan (pinecone soldierfish) is the source of this 1720-nucleotide messenger RNA. RefSeq names its product D-threo-3-hydroxyaspartate dehydratase. The coding region runs from base 98 to 1210 and encodes 370 amino acids. NCBI's taxonomy places the organism in Eukaryota, Metazoa, Chordata, Actinopteri, Holocentriformes, Holocentridae. Gene Ontology annotation, biological process: D-serine catabolic process. Gene Ontology annotation, molecular function: D-serine ammonia-lyase activity. The record is from RefSeq and is a predicted model, not a curated record. The transcript is spliced from 10 exons.